UUAGAGUUGCCGAUGUAGGUGGUUAAGUGCACUGAUAGGUAAGCAGACGCAACUUAUGCUGCGUGAUGUCAGUGCUAUGGAAUCACCGGAUAACGAUCAGCCCACCAUGGCCUGAUCUCCAUGCCCACUCCCCCUGAUACCUUAUAUUCCCACACAUCCAAAGCCAAUCCAAACUCAAUUCAGUGAAAAAGAAGAAAUGGCAACUCCUCCACCAGUAAUCAUCGUCGGCUCCGGCCUAGCCGGCCUCUGCGCCGCCAGCACCCUCAUCUCGCACCACAUCCCGGUCCAGAUGCUCGACCGCGCCCCCAAACCGGGCGGCAACUCCAUCAAAGCCUCUUCAGGAAUCAACUGUGCCGGGACGAGAUUCCAAGACACCGACGACAACGCGGAUAUUUUCCUCCAAGACACGCUCAAGUCCGCCGGCGAGGCAUUCACCCAGGCAAGUACCGACGAGCGCGCCCGGCGGCAGAAGCUUAUUUCCACGCUUGCGUCUCGCUCUGCAGAUGCAGUGCACUGGCUCGCUGACGAGAAGGGCGUGGAUCUGAGUAGAGUCGCGCAUAAUGGAGGGGAGUGCGUUAAGGGGGUGGAGUAUGUGACUGGUGAGGGUGGAGGUGGACAGCAGGGCAAGGCGCAAACGCAGACGCAGACACACACACACACGCUCAAUGGACCGAUUAUUUUCGCUACGGGCGGGUUUGCGGGUGAUUCCAGAGGUAUGCUGGCGCGGUAUCGGCCUGAUCUGGCCAAUUUCCCGUCGACGAAUGAGGCGAGGGAAGGCACGCAGCCGAUUCUCGAGGCGGUGGGUGCGUCAGUGGUCGAUAUGGAUUGCGUGCAGGUCCAUCCGACUGGAUUUGUGGACCCCCAGGAUCCGGCUGCGUUGGUCAAGAUUCUGGCGGCGGAGAUGCUGCGCGGCGAGGGUGGAAUCCUGCUCAAUGGCGAUGGAAGCCGGUUCGUCAACGAACUGCAGACCCGUCAACAUGUUGUUGACGCGAUUGUGAAGUCGACAUCUCGGAUGGAGACGUCUACGCGCCAGUGGGAUGUGACGCUUGUACUUGAUGAAAGUUCCGCUGCGGCAGCUGGCUCCCAUAUGGACUUUUACGUGGCGAAAGGACUCAUGCAGAAGAUGACAGUUGGUGAGCUUGAUUUACCGGCGGUGAAGACCCUUCAGGAGUAUGGCGAUGUUGUGGCCGGAAAGAAGAAGGAUCCAUUCGGCCGUAAAGCCUUUGGCCACUGGAAAUUGACGGAAGUAAUGCCGGAGUACGAGGUUUAUGUCGGACAGGUGACGCCUGUCAUUCAUUUCACGAUGGGAGGGGUGGUGAUUGAUGAGCAUGGCAGGGUCAUAGGAGAAGAAUGGACCCCGAUAGAAGGCCUUUGGGCUGCAGGGGAGGUGGCCGGCGGUGUCCACGGCCAGAACCGUCUGGGAGGUUCAUCUCUUCUGGAGUGCGUGGUUUUUGGACGUAUAGCUGGGAAUGAGGCGGCAGCAUGGCACAAGGAACACUAUCCGGCAGCUCCUCCCUUGAGUGAUGAUACAAGGAGCCCAGCAUCAUCUGCUCAGGGUAACGCAUGAUCACGCUGCUUCAGCGAAAUCACCGGCUGAAUUCUUGCUUCCCUGGUCUCCUGAUCAUUGGCCUCCUCAAGCCAAAUCCUCGAUCCGAUGGAUGGUGCAAAGGCAGCGCUUAACUCCUCUCAUCCACUCCCAGCUAGUUCAAUUAUAUGGUAAACGAUAGUAAUCAAAUGAUUGUGGGUAUAGUUUGAUGUUAUCUAGC
This is a messenger RNA of Aspergillus novofumigatus IBT 16806, 1766 nucleotides long. RefSeq names its product putative FAD dependent oxidoreductase (gene frdA). Bases 197 to 1567 code for a protein of 456 amino acids. NCBI's taxonomy places the organism in Eukaryota, Fungi, Ascomycota, Eurotiomycetes, Eurotiales, Aspergillaceae. The transcript has 2 exons. The record is from RefSeq and is a predicted model, not a curated record.